Messenger RNA from Plodia interpunctella (Indianmeal moth), 1382 nucleotides. RefSeq names its product mitochondrial ribosomal protein L37 (gene mRpL37). The transcript is spliced from 6 exons. Gene Ontology annotation, cellular component: mitochondrion. Bases 103 to 1335 code for a protein of 410 amino acids. Lineage: Eukaryota; Metazoa; Arthropoda; Insecta; Lepidoptera; Pyralidae. The record is from RefSeq and is a predicted model, not a curated record.
CAAAUUGAUUAACUCGGUAUUGUAAAGUGAGGUUAUCUAAAUAGGAAUAUAUUUGCAUCAAAAUUGAGAUAAAUUUUAUACGAAUUUUAUAACUAAAGAACCAUGAAAUUAUCUCAAAUAUUAUACCGGCAACAUAUAGGGUUUAUGUUUAAAAAACAUUGGCUAGUUCAAGGUAAAAAAGUACCUAUUGAAACUGGUGUUGAACAGGUUCUAAAAGCUAGAGGGAUUCCUGUUGAAGAUGCUCUUGAAUUUGUAAAAGAAAAGCCUGAGAAGAGAGAGCGGAUUCAAAUAAUAGGUCCUUUUGAAACACCUGCUCCUUUAGAUGAAACACACCCAGAAUAUAAAGACAGACCAUGCUAUACACUCAAGAGCAACAACCUGCUUCUUGAAGGUCUAUCUCAGGCACAGAUCCUGACUAAGACUGUUGUUGCUGAGAACAGGCUUCCGUCAAGGAUUGAGGAACUGGCCGAAGUCUCUGCACCUAAAGCUGUCCAUGAGAAUGUAAAAAAAGCAAUACUAUCAGCCAAUAUAUUUGACUGUGAACAGAAAAAACUACCAAAAAUAAAAGACCCGGAAAGACCAGCUUAUAACUUCCCAAGAAUAUUAGGGAUUACUGAUAAAAGGCGCAACCAAAUUUUGACUAAUAGACUGGUUCAAAUUGUGGAAAGAUGCAAUGACACUGAAUCCACACUUUCAAGACUUGUGCUCAAUGACAUUCAGAGCCACACAGUGUUUGAUAAAGAAGAUGAUUUGAUUCAAUUUCAAGAUAUAUCCAACAUUUUGGUAACCAGCAACAAACCCAUCAGCUAUGAAACAGAAAGUGACAUAGCAUUUGUGGAGAUUCCCGAUUUAUAUCCAAUCAAACACACUAUCACUCUACCAAAAGAGCACUUUUACGAUGAAUAUAGUAAAUACCCAAUCCAACCCUCAGUAAGCAUGAGACACCCACACACCACAUGGCUGCACAUCAACAGCACGGAGGUGGGCAACAUUUACGAGACUCCACCGACACCAACUCAGAUAUACGGCAGGGCUCUAACACAUGCGUUUACGGUAGCCGCUGCCUACGCCAAGCAGUUAUAUGGAGAAGAAAUCAAAGAUUUGCCAGUACCCAUUUAUGUAAACUGCAUACAGACUAAUGGUCAGAAGUUUCACUUUGGCGUAUUCGAGUUGAAAACAUUGAACUUGGAUGGCACCGAGGGCACCAAAAAUGUAUGGUAUUGUAAGAAUGACAUGAAAAUGUAUGACUCCAGCCGAUACUUCAGUGGUUUGCCAGUUUUAGAGAACUAUAACCCUAAAGUUUAUGGGUAUAUAAAUGCACUUUACAAUUGUUAAGAUUUGUUGUUUUUUAGAUUAGUUAAUAUAAUGUAUUCUGUAAAUUA